UAUUUGUGUUUUUUUUCAGAUAUUUGCAAUGUUGUGCAGAUUUUCUUUGAGGCCUGCUCUCUGCUUAUAUAACCAGAGUGUUGCAAAUUUUCAUAUUUCUCCAGCCUUUGCCAAUUCUAAAUCUAAUCUGGCUGCUUUACGGAAGAAGACUGGAUACUCGCUUUCUAUUUGCAAAAAAGCUCUCAGUGAGAGUGAGAAUGACCUGCAGCGAGCAGAAGGAUGGCUGAAGGAACAAGCACAGGCUCAGGGCUGGGCAAAGGCUCAGAAAUUGCAGGGUCGAAACACAACCCAAGGCCUUCUAGGCGUUCUAGUUCAGGAGAAUUCUGCUGCAAUGGUGGAACUCAACUGCGAGACAGAUUUUGUGGCGAGAAAUAAGAAAUUUAUAAGUAUAUUGGAAACGUUAGCUAACACUUGUGCCAGUUUACCGGUCUUAGAUACAUCGGAAUCCCUUUCAAGAUCAACUCUUUCCAGUACUGAGGUGGGUUUGUUAAAAACUGAAGAUGACCAGACAAUUGCGGAUUUAGUUGCACUGAAUAUUGGACAAAUCGGUGAAAACAUGGCCUUUGGUGAUGCCGACGUAUUUCACAGUAAAUCAGGAAGCGGAAUAAAGUUGGUGGGUUUAGCGCAUCCUCAAGUUGCAGGGAGCAAAGAGAAGAUUAAAUUUGGACGGUACACGGCAGUUAUGGCGUACACAUCUACCGGGGAAGGAACUCUUCCUGAUGGUUUGACAGAGGAACAUUUAACUUUACAGCUUUGUCAGCACAUCAUCGGAAUGGCUCCUACCUGUAUUAAAGAUGAAGAGGACAAGGAGAAUUCUCUUUAUCAUCAAGUUUUUCUCAUGGAUGAAGAUCUUAAGGUUGGAGACCUGACUGCUGCUGCAGGGAUAAAUAUUAUUAGUUUCUUGAGACGAGAAGUUGGAAGACGGGGUUAAACAAUACAUCCUUCGUCAAGCUUGAAAAAAUAAUGUACAAUUGUCAAUGAUUUGAUCAUUUAGGGCGAUUAUAUAUAGUAUUUGUUUUAAGCAAAGCAAUAAUGCAAAGUUCAGGGGUGUAUAUCUUUAUGGGGAAUCAAAAUCGGAACUCAAAACGCAAGUUUAUUUUUUCUUCUUUUUCUUCAAAAAUUCAUUUAAAAUCAUUGAUUACCCGCCUGUUUUGUGAAGAAAACUUAAAAAAAACUCACAACUUCUGACGUAAAAGAAUGACUUUCAAAAGGAGGUGGGAUGGUUUUCUUCGGGGAAAUAUACACCCCUGGUAAAGGUAACACUUGUUAUUGUGAGAGGAAAUUUAAAUAUGAUUUUAGAGCUUUGGAAAAUGUGAAGAUUGAGAAUUUCAACUUGAAUUUUAUUUCUUAUUUGAUUUUAAAACUUUAUUUCUCUUUUUUCCCUCUAAAUGUUUUUUUAUCAACUCCAAUACUUUACUUUGAACAAGACUUAUUAUUUAAACAUGCAGUUUUUCUGCGUCAUCAAAAAGAAAUUGAAGUCUCGUCUGAAAACGAUCCAAGGUUGGCUUUAUGAGAUGUAUGUAUGCUUGGGUUUAUUUUACCGUGAAGUUAUGUCACAUUGUUGUUACAUUAAUUUAACAUUGUUCAAUUUUUUUUAAUGAACGUUGUAAACAUUUUUUUCA
Messenger RNA from Eurytemora carolleeae, 1622 nucleotides. It is a transcript of the gene mEFTs, whose product is annotated as elongation factor Ts, mitochondrial. The transcript has 10 exons. NCBI's taxonomy places the organism in Eukaryota, Metazoa, Arthropoda, Copepoda, Calanoida, Temoridae. The record is from RefSeq and is a predicted model, not a curated record. Gene Ontology annotation, molecular function: translation elongation factor activity; protein binding. Gene Ontology annotation, biological process: mitochondrial translational elongation. The coding region runs from base 29 to 931 and encodes 300 amino acids. Gene Ontology annotation, cellular component: mitochondrial matrix.